Messenger RNA from Pygocentrus nattereri (red-bellied piranha), 2529 nucleotides. It is a transcript of the gene mmaa, whose product is annotated as metabolism of cobalamin associated A. Gene Ontology annotation, molecular function: GTPase activity; GTP binding. The record is from RefSeq and is a predicted model, not a curated record. The transcript has 7 exons. Lineage: Eukaryota; Metazoa; Chordata; Actinopteri; Characiformes; Serrasalmidae. Gene Ontology annotation, cellular component: cytoplasm. The coding region runs from base 162 to 1373 and encodes 403 amino acids.
AUGACCGUUGCAGUGUGUUCAGUAUGAGAGGUCAUGCUUCUGCUAAAGGGGCUCCGCAGUUUGACUCGUCCAGUCGGUUCUUUACUCUGAUAAUGCCGUAAAUAAAGAGCGAACACUGAACGGAACAGCUCGGCCGAGCAGCGUGAGGUUGGCAGAGGGAAAUGGGUCCAGCUGGCUUUCUUCCAUUUCUACAGCGUGUGAACACGCUAUCCUCCACAUGCACAUCAGCAGCAGUUAUUUUUUCCUUUCAGCUGCCCAGAGCAGGUCGGUGGCAUGGUCCUGUCUGCGCCCUGGUACGCCAUAGGAGCAUCUCUGUGGAGAAAGCCUUCAGCCAUCAUGGGUCAGAGUUGACAGACAAGGAGAGUAGACUGCUGGACAGGCUUUAUAAUGGACUCGUUGGGGGUCAGAGAUCGUCUCUUGCUGAGUCUAUAACUCUGGUGGAGACACAGCACCUGCGGAAGAAAGAGCUGGCCCAAGUGCUGCUACAGAGAGUCCUGGCCUUUCGGCAGGAGCAGGAGAGACUGAGUGGGGGGAAACCUGUGGCCUUCAGAGUGGGUCUGUCUGGUCCUCCGGGUGCAGGGAAGUCCUCUUUUAUUGAAGUCCUGGGGAAAAUGCUGACUGGAAAAGGCCACAAAGUCUCAGUUCUGGCUGUUGACCCUUCCUCCUGCACAACUGGAGGUUCACUGAUGGGGGAUAAAACGCGGAUGACGGAGCUCGCCCGAGAUAUGAACGCAUUCAUCCGCCCUUCACCAACCUCUGGCACGCUUGGUGGCGUGACGAGGACCACCAAUGAAUCUAUUGUCAUCUGUGAGGGUGCAGGCUAUGACAUCGUCCUGGUGGAAACAGUGGGUGUUGGACAAUCUGAGUUUGCUGUGGCUGACAUGGUGGACCUUUUUGUGUUGCUGAUUCCACCAGCAGGGGGUGAUGAACUUCAGGGAAUCAAAAGAGGAAUCAUUGAGAAGGCUGACCUGGUGGUAGUCACAAAGUCAGAUGGAGAGUUGGUCAUUCCAGCACGAAAAAUCCAGGCUGAAUACACAAGUGCUCUGAAGCUGCUUCGAAAGAAAUCCAAAACUUGGAAUCCUAAGGUGGUUCGGGUUUCUUCUCAGACAGGUCAAGGUGUGCCGGAGCUGUGGGACAUUAUGCUGCAGUUUCGUGAUGCCAUGCUGACCAGCGGUGAGCUGCAGACACGAAGGCGGGAGCAGCAGAAAGUGUGGCUGUUUAGCCUGAUCCAGGAAAAUGCCCUACAGCACUUUAGGGAACACCCGGCGGUGCAGGCUGGGCUACCGGAGAUGGAGCGGAGGGUGACCCAGGGCGAUAUCUCACCCGGACUAGCUGCUGACCUUUUGCUGAGGGCCUUCAGGUCCUCACAGUAACAAAGGCCCAUUGUAUAUUUUUCCAACGAGUACAGCAAAUUCUCAGAGUUCAAUUUAAGGAAUACGCCAGCCCUUUUCUACCUAAUCUCUGUUGAGUGCAUCUGUAGCAUACAGACAAUUUCCACGAAUGAAAAUAGUGUUUUCCUGCAGGCAGAAAAGAACAAAAAACCUGUUGACUUGAAACGCACUUAUAAUAGAAGCCAAUGGGUAGCUGCUGAAGCAACUUUGGUUGCUGACUGUAUGCUACAGAUGUGGUAGACGCUGUGGUACUCCUUUAAAGAUUAUACAGUUCAUCCCUGCCUCACAAACGUAACUGAUCAGCAAAGACAAUUGGUGUCCCUAGUUUGCUUCUUUAGCAGUGGAGCUGCAGGACUAACAUAAGUGUAGUUAGAUUUUGGGUGACGGACCUCAAUUGAAUUUUUUGUACAAUUAGCCUUGUAGCUCCAGUGCAUCGCUAAAGGACCCAAAACUUGGAUCACUAAAUAUAUCUUGUUGACUAUGUUUGGGGUCAGGAGAAAGUUGUGUAAAUGAGAUUUUUCAAGGAACCAUUCUUUUUAACACUAAUGAUCUUGAAUUAACUAGUGUUCAUUUGUGUCUCGCUGGACCUGCAAAUACUGUACACAUUAAAUUAAUUCUGAGGAUUUUUCUGCAAAGGAUCUUAAUAAAGAGAAUACAAUGUGUUGUUGCAGAAUACAAUCGUAGCAGGUCUUACUGUUUUGGUAGUUCAGUGGGUAUCACAACACUUUUAAUGAUUUCUCUGCUGUAAUACAUGAUUUCAACUCAUAAAGGCUUCUAUAUGACGUACAUCAUGUAUUGAUUAGAAAAUGCAAAACUCUCCAGUGCUGUAAUUUUUGGAUUGUGCAACAAAACUGGAGAUAUGUAUGGCCUGCUGAGCUAAGUGAGUGCAGUCUUUGCUGGUUUUGAAGCUUUGAUAGCUUUUUAUUAAGUGAAUGGCACAGUACUGGAUUUUAGUGAUUUCUCAGCUGUACUUCUCUUGAAUCAACUCCGGAAGGUUGUUAAACAGCUCAUAAAUUGACUCUGUUGUGAUCGAGAAGGAAACUAUGCAAUGCUGUACACUUAUGGGGUGGCAGGUACUGAAAAACUAUAUGUAUAAACUAACAGCUUGCAAAUGAAGUUAGCAUUGACCUGAAUUGAA